AUGGCGGACUCUGAGCUCGCAGAGGAACUGGAGAAGUUCACGAUCUCUCCCUCGAUUCCAAAAGAGGACUCCGAGCUUAUUGACGACCUGCACAAGCUUUCAAAGAAGAACCCCAAACUAGUGAAGUCAACCGAGUAUGCGGCCCCUGCGGAUCUCAGCAUCAAGGUGCACAGCUGGAAGAUGAACGAGUUCAAGUACUAUGAUGUUCCUUCCCCGUUUCCGACCCUCGCCCGCGGUUUGUUUACACAAGAGUUGGAUGCGAGUUGUACAAAACACCGGAUCGUCGCAAGAGGAUAUGACAAAUUCUUCAACAUUGGCGAAGUUCCGUGGACAACGUGGGAAUCUCUCAAAACACAUACGGGUGCACCGUAUACCCUUACACUCAAAUCGAACGGGUGCAUUAUAUUCAUGGCCGCGCUUACUCCUACAAAAUUGUUAGUUACAUCGAAGCAUGCACUAGGUCAUUCUAAUGCUAGCGGGGACGCAGAGAGCCAUGCUCAAGUUGGCGAGAAAUGGCUUCGCAAGCACCUCGCAGAUGCAGGAAAGACGGAAGAACAGUUUGCUGGGACGCUCUGGGCUAAGAAUUGGACUGCUGUAGCUGAGCUGUGUGAUGACUCCUUUGAAGAACAUGUCCUGCCUUAUGGCCCAGAGAAGACGGGCCUGCACUUACAUGGUCUCAAUGAGUCCUCGAAGCAAUUCAAAACCAUGAAUCAGGACGUGGUGGAUGCAUUUGCCCGGGAAUGGGGGUUCAUCGUCACGCACUCCCUCGUCCUGCAGUCUAUUCCCGAGGUCAAGGAGUUCACGGAGGCGGUCGGAAAGUCCGGCGAGUGGAAUGGCGAGGCACUCGAGGGCUUUGUGGUGCGCACGCGCGUCAUCGAGCCACCGAUAGAGGAUGGCAAGCCUGUUUCAGCGCCGCCAUAUCGCGCCGGGUCAUCGUUCUUCUUCAAGGUCAAGUUUGAUGAACCGUACAUGAUGUAUCGUGACUGGCGCGAGAUAACCAAGACGUUGCUGGCGAAGGGAAUAAGCAAUGCAAACCUGCAUAAGAGCAAGCUUCGCCGUCCGGAAACGAAACUAUACGUGAACUGGGUCAUUGACGAGAUUAAGCGUGACAGCUGUCAAUUUGAGGGCUAUACCAGGGGCAAGGGCAUCAUCGCGACGCGCCAGCGAUUUUUGAAGUGGAGAGAAACUGAAGCCGGGAGCACGGCCGCAAUCGAGAUGGAAAAGGCGCCUGAAGAGAAGAAGCCCGGAGAGGAAAAGAAAUUUGGCAAGACAAUCAUCGUGCCUAUAGCUGUUCCUGGCGUUGGUAAGACAUCAAUCGCAGUCGCACUAAGUUAUUUGUUCGGUUUUGGGCAUACGCAAAGCGACGAUAUCAAGAUAAAGAAGGCCGCACCCGUCUUCAUCAAGAACGUGAUAAACUUGUUGAAGACGCAUGACGUAGUCAUAGCGGACAAGAACAACCAUUUGAAACAGCAUCGCCAGCAGCUGCGAGACGCAAUUCGCGACUAUGAUCCACCAGUCCGACUCAUGGCUUUGAAUUGGUCGUUCGACCAACCGCUCUCGACGGUCCAUCGUAUUUGCGGUGACCGAGUUGUAUUCCGCGGAGACAAUCACCAGUCCCUGCACGCGAACAUGGAGACAAAGGCGCACGAGGAUGUCAUAUGGCAAUUCAUAAAUCGGGCUGAUGAACUUGCCGACGAUGAGGUGGACGUUUCGGUCGAGAUGGACUGGGAGGAAUCGCUUGAGGACGCCCUCACACGCACGGUUGAUGCCUGUGUGCGCACCCUAGGCGUCCCGAAGCCGGACCAAGAGAAAAUGGGUGAGGCACUGGCCGUAGCGCGUGGCUAUGCGCCAACAACGAAGAAGCCAACAGCGGAGAAGACCAAGAAGGCGCCGGCCGUGCGUUACUUUGGCCUUCUGGCUGAGGUGGAUCUAGUGGAUGUAAUCGGGCGUAGGCUUGCCGAGGCUGACACUCCUUCGGAGGGAAAGAAAUUCUGGGAUGUACUACUUAGCAAGAAACGUGUCACCCCACGUCCACACAUCACCAUUGUCCAUUCAAGAAACCUACCCGACCAGAAGCCUUUAUGGGAACAGUGUAACGCUCUUCAUGCACAGGAAUCGUCGCCUCUGUUCCGCUUCCGUCUCGGGCAUGUGGUGUGGAACGACCGGAUUAUGGCUGCCACCGUGCUGGACUUGGCAGUCUCAACCAAUGAUACAGAUCCCGAUCAGACAGGAAUGGAUUUUGUCUUGCAGCUCCCGCACGAGGUGAAAGACAGGAUGCACAUUACUGUGGGCACGCGCGAUAACGACGUCCCCCCUGUAGAAGCCCGUGAGCUCGUGUGGGAUUGGAAACAGAAGGAGGGUGCGCUCAAGGGCAUAGAAUCCGUGGAAUUGAAGGACGUAUGGGUGAAUGGGAGAGUAAGGGGUUUGAUCAGCUGA
Fibroporia radiculosa is the source of this 2436-nucleotide messenger RNA. RefSeq lists its product as uncharacterized. NCBI's taxonomy places the organism in Eukaryota, Fungi, Basidiomycota, Agaricomycetes, Polyporales, Fibroporiaceae. The record is from RefSeq and is a predicted model, not a curated record. Bases 1 to 2436 code for a protein of 811 amino acids. Gene Ontology annotation, biological process: tRNA splicing, via endonucleolytic cleavage and ligation. Gene Ontology annotation, cellular component: nuclear inner membrane. The transcript has 5 exons. Gene Ontology annotation, molecular function: GTP-dependent polyribonucleotide 5'-hydroxyl-kinase activity; RNA ligase (ATP) activity; ATP binding.